Acaulospora morrowiae is the source of this 193-nucleotide messenger RNA. Lineage: Eukaryota; Fungi; Glomeromycota; Glomeromycetes; Diversisporales; Acaulosporaceae. The record is from the annotation of a GenBank genome assembly.
CGCAUCGAAAUAUGAUGACCUCGCUAGAAAAUUUGAGUCACACUCAAAAUGUAUCAGGGAAAUGAAAGUUGAUCUAGAGUAUAUUUUCAAGAAGAUAAGAAUAAUAAAAACAAAGAUGUCGGCGCAGUACCCUGACAUAUUUGAACAGGUGGAGGCAAAGUUUCCUAGAGGUGACGAUGAUGACGAUGAAUAA